Messenger RNA from Armigeres subalbatus, 604 nucleotides. Its product is annotated as adult cuticle protein 1-like. NCBI's taxonomy places the organism in Eukaryota, Metazoa, Arthropoda, Insecta, Diptera, Culicidae. The transcript has 2 exons. The record is from RefSeq and is a predicted model, not a curated record. Bases 158 to 511 code for a protein of 117 amino acids.
GGAAGUGGGAAAGGCAUGAUCCAGUCUUUCAGCUCAGUUUCAACAAUGACAACAACGAACGUAAUUAAUUUCGGGCUCGGUAUAAAAUGGGAAAGAAUCCUGCAGAGAUCACAGAAUUCAUCUGACGUUCAAGGAUCAACAACCAACUAUUGCAAUCAUGAAGUGCAUCGCAGCUGUAGUCAUGAUGGCCUUUGCCGUUGCCGCUGAAGCCGGGUUUGCCCCGUUGCUGUACAGUGCUCCGCUGGCUUAUUCCGGCCAUACCACCAUUGUCCAGGGAAACCAAGCCGAUCCAGCCAAAAUUACUGAGCUGCCGUCGAUCGCUUACUCUGCUCCAGCCUUUGCACCAUACUAUGCCUAUCCAGCUGCGGCGCCAAUUGCUUACUCUGCACCGGCUAUUCUGCUACAGAAGGAAGCUCGCUACCUGGCUGCGAACCGUGGUGCCAUCCAUGAGGCUCCACUUCCUGGACACGCAAUCUCUCAGCAACAGCUCAAUCUGGAACCAGCUGCGUAAACCGAUUGAGUACGGACUUCGGCUUUUUCUUUUCUAAAAUUGUGAUAUCGGAAAUUUGAAAUACACAAAUACUUUGGCAAAGUUUAUUAAGAA